AAGAAAUGAGAAAUGCUUGCCACGUCUACACCCUGCCCUGCCGUUUCCUCCUCCCUCUCCUGUUUCCCCCUCCCAGGAUGCAAAAAGGCGCCACCUUUCCCUUCUCCCGCAAACUUCUCCAACCCGCAACCCCACCAAACUCCGCAUUCCACAAGAGAUUUCUUCAAGAAACCCGGAUCAAUCCAAUCUCCAGUCGCCCAUUCAGCGAGAUCUCCCUGCACUUGAGUUGCGAUGGAAGAAAGGAGCACAGAGUCUGGAACGUUCUCCCGCUCCUCCUCCUUCGGAGGGUUCGAGGAGUGGGUGGCAUUGGUGAGAAAGCGCAAUGGGCAGCCCUGCUCGUCCGGGCGUCUGGCUCUCCGAUCCUCAGCCAGUUCAGAAGGACUAGAACAUGAAGAUCCUGAUAACAAUGUGAUUGACUCAAACCCUUGUGGCCAAAUGUCAGAAACAAGCCUUUGGGAGAGGCUUGGGAGGGUUUCUAUGAUGGAUAUUGAGUCAAGUAACUUCAGCUGGAGCUCUCUCACUUCACUGCACCAUACAAAACAUACUACCACCAGUACCGAGCCCGCUGAGGAUGAUAACAACAGAAGUUUUGAGGUGACAGUAAAUUCUGGGGGAGUUGUUUUCAUAGCAUUAUUCAGAGCAACUGAAAAUAAUGAUUCUCCAUCCAAGGAGGCUGCUGCAGUAAUUAAAAUAGCACCUUCAAGGAUGGCCACACAGUCAGAACGCUUUGGGUACGAACUUGCUAAAUGGCUUAGAGUGAGGACCCCUCAAGGCAGAGUGAUUCAUAAUUCCUCAACUGAAUGGCAAAAAAUCAAGGAUGCAGUUGAGAAUGCUCGACAUGUGGCAAUAUCUGCUGGUGAUGAACUCGAGGAGAUGAUUUGCACUGAGAUGCUAGAAGCCCUUGAAUUGAGUCGAUGCCUAUUCCUGAUGAAUUAUGUGCAUGGCUCCCCUCUUCUAGAGAGUGCAAUGCCGUUUGAUUCACGGGAAUCUGCUGAGGCUUUAGGUAGGGUCUUAAUAUUGGACCUUGUACUGAGGAAUGAGGAUAGGCUGCGGUGUCGGCCCCUUGGUUGGCGUGGAAACUAUGCAAAUUUGCUUGUCGCUGACAAGGAAGCUUAUUCAAACCUUGAUUCGUUGGAUGAUGUUCACGAUUCUGCUAUCAUCCGUUACAAGCCAGAGAUCAUCAGAAGCCCUCAGAAACAGCAGAGAAGAGCAGCAUCAAUAAGUGGCAGUAUCAGCUCAGAUGUCUCAGAGCUCAUGUUGGAGGACUCUUAUGAUCCUAGUGAGUCUGGGUUUUCCAGCUUUAAUAUUGUAGCAAUUGAUUCAGGUGUACCACGAAGGCCGCCCGCUGGUAAACGAGCAAAAGAUCAAGAAAGCUACCCAAGGCUUGUGGAGCUAACACUAAACAACUUGGACUACUCUUCCAACCUUUUGUUUGAGGUGUCCUUUGGAAAACUUGGUCUCCCAGGACCUGAAGCAUUUGAUGCGUCAUCUGAUUAUAGUUAUCGUUCUCCUCUCUCCGAGAGUAAUAUGGUAGCAACAGUCAAUUCAUUCCGAGGAGGUUUUCGUAGUGCUUUGAGGGACCUUCAGCGGUUCCAUAUUUUUCUCCUCACACUCUAUCAGAAGCUGGACGGUCUAUUGAAAAUUUUCUUCAAUCUUAUGUAUAAAGGUUGCAAUGAAUCUGAUAAGGAAGAUGCUGGUCCUUCUGAUUCACCAUUGUGUUUAGUAGAUGCACAAACGGAUUCAAAUGAUACUGACAUUCCAAGGCAUCUGCGCAGGCCUUCCCGUACCUUAUCUCGUGACAGUCUCGACCUAUCAUCUCCUGCCUGUCGAGAGAACUUUAUCACCAAACAUUUCAAAGGAAAUGGUGAUGCAUCCCGUGGUCUUCGGAUGACAAUGAAGCUACGAGAUUUUAACAAGUAUGCUAAGGUGGACAGUGAAUUAAGCAAAGAGAUAGAACAAUGGAAUGACAUGUUCAGGACCGAUGUUGUGAAGUUGUGUCAAGACAACAAUUUCAACACAGGUUUCUUUGAAGGCACUGAUAAUAGCAUUGCUGUUGAUGCUUAUGAGUUGAAGGUUCGACUUGAGCACAUUCUUGAGAGGAUAUCUUUAAUUUCUGAUGCUGCAAACACUGAGCGUCCUUCACAGAUCACAGAUUACCUGUAUAUUGGUGGUGCUCUAGCUGCUCGAUCAACGUACACACUUCAGCACCUUGGCAUCACCCAUAUACUGUGCUUGUGCGCAAAUGAAAUUGGACAAUCAGAAUCUCAACAGCCUAGCCUUUUUGACUAUAGGAACUUCUCUAUAAAGGACGAUGACAAUGCAGACAUUGGUGAUGUGUUUCAAGAUGCUUCUGAUUUCAUAGAUUACGUGGAGCACCUGUGCGGCAAAGUACUAGUGCAUUGUUUCGAGGGAAAAAGUCGGAGUGCAACUGUUAUUCUUGCUUACCUGAUGAUGAGAAAAAGUUGUACUCUUCUGGAAGCAUGGAACAUGCUGAAGAAGGUGCACCGACGAGCGCACCCCAAUGAUGGCUUCGCCAAGGUCUUGCUGGAUCUUGAUAAGAAGCUGCACGGGAAAAUCUCCAUGGAAUGGCAGCACAAGAGGCCUGCGAUGAAGGUGUGCCCCAUCUGUGGCAAGAAUGCUGGUCUCAGCAGCAGCUCACUGAAGCUCCACCUGCAGAAGGCGCACCGGAAGAUAUCCUCGGGGAGUGUAGACAGUGCAAUGACCUUGGAGAUACAGAAAGCAAUAGAGGCGAUGAAGGCUGGUCGUGGCGGCAGCGACAGCCCAACGCAGAAAUCACAAUCACACAUAGAAGGAUUUUGAUGCUUCAUCUGAUGUUACUCGAGUAAGAAACCAUACAGCCAGGUUUGCAGUGAAUGGCUAUUUUCAGACGAAACUGCUCUGCACCUAAAUUUUGGCAUGUGUAAGUAGCCCAUUUAUAGAACAUCGAGAUUCUGCAGGUAUGUGUCAAAUGAGUUUUUUUUUUUUUUUUUUGAGGUAAUGUGUCAAAUGAGUUGAUUAGCAUGAUUGGGGAUUGUCUGGUUAAUUCAUAUGCUUUUGUUGCCCUGAAUAUGAUUUUGUAUCAUACACACUGAAGAAUAAAGAGCCUGCAAUUGUUGGGAUGUA
Phragmites australis (common reed) is the source of this 3123-nucleotide messenger RNA. Its product is annotated as dual specificity protein phosphatase PHS1-like. The coding region runs from base 232 to 2820 and encodes 862 amino acids. The transcript has 10 exons. The record is from RefSeq and is a predicted model, not a curated record. Lineage: Eukaryota; Viridiplantae; Streptophyta; Magnoliopsida; Poales; Poaceae. Gene Ontology annotation, biological process: response to abscisic acid; protein dephosphorylation; cortical microtubule organization. Gene Ontology annotation, molecular function: protein tyrosine/serine/threonine phosphatase activity.